UACACAGAAACAUCAAGAUGACUUUUUGGAUGUAAUAGAGAGAGCAGUCAAAACUGGUGUUAAAAAGUUUAUGAUUACAGGCGGAAAUCUACAAGAUAGUAAAGAUGCAUUGCAGCUGGCACAGACAAACGAUAAAACAAAUGAAGAGUGUUUUUUGGAGGAGGAGUACUUCUCUAUCAUAGAAGAAUGUACAGAAUAGCCAGCUCCCCUUAUUAUCUAUUUCAGGGAUUUUCAAAAGGCAUUUGACAGUCUGCAGAGGCAAACAUUGUAGAAUAUUCUUCAGUCUUACGGAAUUCCAGCUAAAGUUAUCAGCGUUGUCAAUGCUGUAUACAGCAAUGCAAAGUGUACUGUAGGAGUGAACUACCAGACAACAGCGUGGUUCAGCAUGGACAGUGGUGUGAAACAGGGCUGCAUUGUGUAUCUGAUAAUGAAGCAUAUUACCAGCACAAACACUGGCAUAGCAUGGGUAGUUGCCAAAUGCCUAGAAGGCCUAGACUUCUGGUGAUAUCGUGCUAUUGAACGACACCCCCAAAAGCUACCAUCGAAGACAGACACCGUGGCAAAAACAGGAAGCCAAGCAAGGCUCUAAAUCAGUUACGCUAAUACAAACAUCCUUGAAACCCGAAUGUUAAGCUGUGGCAUCCUACUGGAAGGUAAAACCGUCAAGAAAGUAGAAUAGAAGUUCAUUUACAUUUGGUUAGCACCAGACUAGCCAAUGGAGACCUCAGGAAAGAAAUGACAACAAGGAUAGGAAAGGCAUCCACAGCAUUCACUAAACUCAACAACGUAUGGAAAUCAAAGAUAUAGAGAGCCCAAACAAAACUGAGAAUUGUCAACUCAAACGUAAUCUCAGUGCUAAUAGAGCUGGAGCUCUACCAAACAAUUAAACAAAAAACCACGUGCCUAUGAAAAUAAGUGCCUCUGAAAGAUCCUAGGCCUUGGAUGGAAAGAUUUCAUCACCAGUGAAGAGAGCCAAGAAAUUACGAACCAGCAACUUGUCUCUACCAGAAUCAGAAGGAAGUGCUUGAUGUAUUUGGGGCAUAUACUCUGGAUGCCAACCCCCAGACUUUCACAUGAAUCUGUCAAGUGGAAACCAACUGGUGUGAGGAAACAAGGGUGCCCAAGAAAAAUCUUAAGAAGCCUUAGUAUGGAGGGCAGAACAGUUGGUCUGAACACCAUAGAGCAGAUGGAAGCAGCAGCUAAUGACAGAAGGCGAUGGAAGAGACUCACAACUCUGACAUGUUUUACAGUACGGUUGGCUGUCAUCCCACCCGCUGUGGAGAAUUUGAGCAGAAUGACCCUGACCAAUAUUUAGCUGAAUUGCAAAAUCUAGCUGAAAAAAAUAAGGGGAAGAUCAGAGCAAUUGGGGAAUGUGGCCUGGAUUUUGAUAGAUUAGAAUUUUGCCCGAAAGACACCCAACUCAAAUACUUUGAAAAGCAAUUUGACCUGUCAGAGCAAACAAAAUUGCCAAUGUUUCUCCAUUGUAGAAAUGCACACACUGAAUUUUUAGAGAUAAUGAGAAGGAAUAGAGAGAGAUGUGUGGGAGGAGUGGUACAUUCAUUUGAUGGCACAAAGGAAGAAGCAGCUGCUAUUAUAGAUUUGGAUCUCUAUAUAGGAAUAAAUGGUUGCUCACUGAAAACAGAAGCCAACUUAGAAACACUGAAGUCAAUUCCUAGUGAAAGAUUAAUGAUAGAAACGGAUGCUCCCUGGUGUGGUGUGAAAAAUACUCAUGCUGGGUCAAAGUGUAUAAAAACAUCAUUUCCCACAAAAAAGAAAUGGGAAGUAGAGCACUGCUUGAAGGAUAGAAAUGAACCUUGCCAUAUAAUUCAGGUACUGGAGAUAAUGACGACAGUAAGAGAGGAAGAUCCACUGGAACUGGCCAACACUCUUUACAACAAUACUAUUAAAGUCUUCUUUUCAGAUAUGUAAUACUAUGUUUCUUACCUUUAU
This is a messenger RNA of Mauremys reevesii (Reeves's turtle), 1950 nucleotides long. RefSeq names its product TatD DNase domain containing 1 (gene TATDN1). Gene Ontology annotation, cellular component: cytosol. The coding region runs from base 1216 to 1929 and encodes 237 amino acids. Gene Ontology annotation, molecular function: 3'-5'-DNA exonuclease activity. The record is from RefSeq and is a predicted model, not a curated record. Lineage: Eukaryota; Metazoa; Chordata; Testudines; Geoemydidae. The transcript has 12 exons.